This is a messenger RNA of Mesocricetus auratus (golden hamster), 1589 nucleotides long. It is a transcript of the gene Mtif3, whose product is annotated as mitochondrial translational initiation factor 3. The transcript is spliced from 4 exons. Lineage: Eukaryota; Metazoa; Chordata; Mammalia; Rodentia; Cricetidae. Gene Ontology annotation, molecular function: translation initiation factor activity; ribosome binding. The record is from RefSeq and is a predicted model, not a curated record. Gene Ontology annotation, cellular component: mitochondrion. Gene Ontology annotation, biological process: mitochondrial translational initiation; ribosome disassembly. The coding region runs from base 86 to 898 and encodes 270 amino acids.
UACGGAAGCCGACGCGGUCCCUCCGCGGAGCCCGGGUACCGACCUGCCGGUUCUUCCCUCGUCCCCGGCCCAGGUAGCGCUAAGGAUGGCUGUUCUUCUGAAGAGGUUGACACUACAAACCUCAAUUGGAACAUAUUUCAGCAAACACAUUGUAAAACCAGACCCAGCACAGCUGUCCCUGACUGCCUCCACCCCGAAGCUCUUGUACCUCAUUUUGGCCAAAGGUUUCAGUACUGAUGGAGACACCCACAGUGAGAAGAGACAGAAAAGGAAAGAUGCUUUUACUAACACUGGGAGGAAAAUUAGUGAGCGGAUUAUCCACGUCCUGGAUGAGAAAGGCAGUGACCUGGGAAUGAUGCACCGAGCGGAUGUGAUCAGACUCAUGGACAAGCAGGACUUGAGGUUGGUGCAGAGGAACGCCAGCUCAGAGCCACCCGAGUACCAGCUCAUGACCGGAGCGCAGAUCCACCAGGAGCGCCUAAGACUCCGGGAACAGGAAAAGACCAACCCCAAAACUGGACCAGCUGUGACAAAGGAACUCAUUUUUUCUUCAAAUAUUGGACAGCAUGAUUUGGACACAAAGAGUAAACAGAUUCAGCAGUGGAUUGAGAAAAAGUACCACGUUCAAGUCACAAUAAAGAAGGCGAAAAAUGCUGAGCAGCCGGGGAAUGAGAUGGAUGAGAUAUUUAACCAGAUUCUCCAGACUAUGCCUGGGAUAGCAACCUUCUCAAGCAGACCGAAAGCCGUCCGAGGAGGGACCGCCUGCAUGUGUGUUUUUCGUCCCUUGAGCAAGAAAGAAGCAAAGGCGUACAGAGACUCUCAGGAGACUGAGGGAAGAGAAACUUUGAACAAAGAUGACAGAAACAAGGAGUCAGAUGUUCUGUGCCAGGGACUUUAAUUUAAAAAAACCCAGGCUCGUGCAGAAGUCCCUGCUGGCUGCCCUGGAGUUCCUCACACAGCCAGAGGUGCCUAGUGGAGGGGAGUGAUGGAGCUGGCACCAGCAUCUUGCCUUCCGGGCUGCUGCUGGACUCUGUGCUCUUAGAGAUGGGGGAGUCUGCCUCUUGUUUCCUUUUAGGAGGCAAGUACCCACUAAGGCGAGAGGCCAAACUCCGUCUUUCCCGAGGCGGCUUUACCUUUGGGAGUAAGGAAAACAAACAACUGAAUCCCCCGUCACAACAGUCACCGUCCGCAAUGAAUGGACUCACAGGCAGACAUACACAUGGGGGGGGGGGGUAGGAGGACGGAAGGCAAGCAGACACCACAGCUGAGGGCUGAGCCUAGCAGCUCCACUUACUUUGAGCUUCACCCUCUUCCUGUCGGGAUCGUGCACAAUGCUGUGCCUCAUGAGGCUUUGCUGCAGUGCAGGAAAAAGAAGGCCGCUUUAGAAACCGUUGGUCCGGGGCUGGAGAGGUGGCUUGGUGGUUAGAGCACCUCUUGCAAAGGACCUGGGUUCAGUUCCCAGAAACCACAUGGCAGCUCACAAUCACCUGUAUGCUGGUUUCAGUAAUUAGCUUUUUAAAAAAUUAAAAGCUCUUGGUAUCUACUGACAUUAAAAUGUAAUGAGAUGGUGCAAUAAACUACCAACUGCC